UCGUUGCGGGGUAGUGUGAUGGUGGAAGUCUUCGGGGUUUACUUUGUGUUUAAACCAUUGCUUCCCUUUGCUUAUUCUUUAAAGUAUUUAAUUUUUUUAUUUACUUAAGGUGCGGACUCAUUUUUUCGGCUCAGAUCAUGGUGGAAAACUCUCCGUCUCCUCUUCCUGAGAGAGCCAUCUAUGGCUUUGUUCUCUUUCUGGGGUCUCAGUUUGGUUUCUUUUUGUACUGCCUGUGGGCAUAUAUACCAGAGGAAUGGCUUCAUUCAGUAGGACUCACCUACUGGCCUCAGAAAUAUUGGGCUCUUGCGAUGCCAAUCUACCUCCUGGUUGCAUUAAUGGUCUUUGUGGUUGUGUUAUUCGGGAUCAACAUGAACAACACAGCUCCACUGGACUCUGUGGACAACAUCACAGACGUAUUUGCACAAGGUCAGAGGUCAGACUGCUACCGAAAAGGAGGAAUACCCAGACUGAAGGACGUUUCCAUUAGUGAAGUCAACAAAAUGUUCUAUUUAUCUUCUGAUAGGUGACAAACACAGACUGUACAGGGCCAUCGCUGCUUCAGAAAACUGAAUUGGGUUUCAUUUGGUAUAGAUUGUUGUUUUUAUCUGCACUCCAAGUUUACAGCUGUUUUAAAAUCUGUUCUUUUAUAGAACAGUUUGUCCCUGAAAUGCAAAGUUUUGUUAUUAAUUUAAGUUUUUUGUUUUUUUUAACUAUCCAGUGUAGUAAAGUAUGGAUGUAAGUUUGCAGUAAAUACAAUUUUUCAGAGCCGUUCUAAAGAAAAAAAAAUCAUUAAUUGAAUUUUGAUAUGUAAACAGUGCAGCAUAAUAAUCUCUAAGUGAUCAGUUUGUGAAAUGGAUAGUAUUAAACAUAAUCCGUACUAAUAAAGGCAUCCAGCUUGUAAGUAUGAAUGCAUAACAUAUUUAGAACUCUCUACAGAAAAGUUACACUUCUAUAUUAUUUAUAAGUGAGGAUGAUAACAGUUGUUUGAAUGCUGAAGGAAGAGGGAUUAUUCUUAGGUUAUGGUAGCUAUUAUUUAUUUUUGAAUACUUGAUUUAUGUGUCACUUUGUUAAAGGGUUUAUCAUACCCUUGUGCGCUUUACUGUCAUUAAAGUUAACGGUUAAUAAGAUUUUUUUUUUCAUCAGAAGAAAAUGAGUUUGUUGAAUAAAGGCGGAAAUAUAAAAUUAUAUAUAUUUCAGGUAUAAGUGAAUUGGGUUUUGUAUUAUACAAUGUUGUGGUUUAUUAAGUUAAUUCUGUGCAGAUUCAUCCAGUUAUUUGAGGACUGGUAUGGGUUUGUUAAAAAACACAUUAAAGCUUGCUAGCUGACAGAUUGCAAAACUUUAUUUGAAGGUGUGAUAAUUUUAUGUUAAACAUUAUUAGAAUUAGGAGAGACUACAGACUGAUGCAGCAAAUAGUCUUUGGGAUCACAUGUGAUCUCUGUAUGGUGUUACCCAGAGAAAACACACUGUAGAUGGCUCAUUCAAUUAACAUCCAUAGGUAUGUACUAAAUCAAGAGAACAACUUUUUUAAGAUGUUUUGUUUGCAUAUAUUUGAAUGGAAAUGUACCAAAACAUCUAAUUUGCUCAAUUACCGAGUCAUAUAAAAGAAGUGUAAACAUGCUAGUAAAGGCUUGUUUAGUAUAAAAAGAAGAAAGAUGUGUUUUUUUUGUUUGUUUUUAAACUUGGCCAGAACAUUAGGGGAGCUUUUAUAAACCAAGCCUGUGUUUACAUAGGAUUGUAAACUGUCCUGCAGAAACGUUGGUUGGAUCGAGGGGAAAAAAAGAGUAAUAUUAAACAGUUUAAUGUUUUUCAACUUAUAUGACACUGAUUUUAGUAGAUUAAAUGAUUGGUAUCUAGGACAAAAUUAAUUCAGAUGAGGAUGUUUCUAUUUCGACAAGUUAAUUAAGUUUAAUACUUUAAACUGUCUAAUUCUCAUGAUUGGGUUUUAUUAUCGAAAUGGAUCGUGUUUCUCACUCAAAGCUAGAAGACAAUUGGUAGCAGCAACAUUCCUGCCCCUUUUGGAUUAUGGAGAUGUUUUAUCUAUGAAUGCUUCAACCAAAUGUCUGAAAUCAUUGAAUACUGUUUAUCAUUGUGCUUUAAGGUUUAUAACUGGUAGUAGACGUUUGAUACAUCCUUGUGAUUUGUAUGCAAAAGCUGAUUGGCCGCCUUUAAGUGUUCGGGGAAACAAUCAUUUGAUAAUCCUAAUAUAUAAAUCUCUCCUUGGACUAACACCAACAUACUUAUACUCUCUUUUGCAUAAAUCUAGUACUUCACAUUUUUUACGCUCCAAUGUCUUUAUUCUUCUACAUGUUCGAACUGAUAAAGGAAAGAAGUGUGUUGGCUCCUACAGCGUGGAAUCAGCUCCAGUCUGAGCUCAAGAUGUCAGACACUAUUUUAUUAGACUUAUUUCAAAUGGUUCUUAAAAAUAGACAACACGCUUCUAUGAAACAAUGUCACUGCUUU
Messenger RNA from Cyprinodon variegatus (sheepshead minnow), 2460 nucleotides. RefSeq names its product phosphatidylinositol glycan anchor biosynthesis class P (gene pigp). Gene Ontology annotation, biological process: GPI anchor biosynthetic process. The record is from RefSeq and is a predicted model, not a curated record. NCBI's taxonomy places the organism in Eukaryota, Metazoa, Chordata, Actinopteri, Cyprinodontiformes, Cyprinodontidae. The transcript is spliced from 5 exons. Gene Ontology annotation, molecular function: phosphatidylinositol N-acetylglucosaminyltransferase activity. Bases 138 to 527 code for a protein of 129 amino acids.